AUGACUGCCACAAGACCAGAUAUUGUGUUUUCAGUCUGCCUACUAAGCAGGUACAUGGCUGCCCCAACCAGACUGCACAUGCUUGCUGCCAAACGACUUCUGAGAUAUUUGAAGGGCACUCUAACUCAUGGUAUCUGGUACAAGAAGAAGGGAGGAGGAGGAAGCUUAGUAGGAUACACGGAUAGUGAUUAUGCAGGCGAUUUAGAUGACAGAAAGAGCACAAGUGGCUAUGUGUUCUUCCUGUCAGGGGGAGCAGUCUCAUGGUCUUCAAAGAAGCAACCUGUUGUAACACUAUCUACUACUGAAGCUGAAUUUGUGGCUGCAGCUGGUUGUGCAACUCAGUGUAUAUGGCUAAGAAGGGUUUUGGAGCAGAUGGGUUGGAAUACAAGUGUCCAGGAAGGAACCAAGAUCUACUGCGACAACAAUUCUGCUAUCAAGUUGUCAAAAAAUCAUGUUCUACAUGGGAGGAGCAAGCAUAUAGAUGUAAGGUUUCACUACCUAAGAGAAUUGGUCAAGGAUGGAACUGUGGAACUGGUUCAUUGUGGAACUACACACCAAAUCGCAGACAUUAUGACUAAGGCUGUCAAGAAUGAGACAUUUGAGUUUCUUCGAGAUCAACUUGGGGUGAGGAAGUUGGAGGAGGUUGCAACAAUCAGGAAGGUUUAA
Molecule: messenger RNA, 666 nt
Organism: Linum tenue
Lineage: Eukaryota; Viridiplantae; Streptophyta; Magnoliopsida; Malpighiales; Linaceae
Source: the annotation of a GenBank genome assembly